Molecule: messenger RNA, 777 nt
Organism: Eufriesea mexicana
Lineage: Eukaryota; Metazoa; Arthropoda; Insecta; Hymenoptera; Apidae
Product: heart- and neural crest derivatives-expressed protein 1
Exons: 3
Coding region: 1-777 (258 amino acids)
Biological process (GO): axon development; positive regulation of transcription by RNA polymerase II; sensory organ development
Cellular component (GO): nucleus
Molecular function (GO): protein dimerization activity; DNA-binding transcription factor activity, RNA polymerase II-specific; E-box binding
Source: RefSeq, a predicted model, not a curated record
AUGGCUCUUCUAUCGAAUCACCACGAAUAUCCAAUUCCUACCGAGGUGAUAACGACCACGUAUCCAACUACGACCAGGACUUACGACACCUUGUACCCCUCGCCGUACACUUCGCCUAAUUAUGACAUCAAGGUUUCAUACGGGGAGAGUUAUGCGCAUAAAGGUGAGAUGACACCGCGGAAAGAAGCAGAGACGAUUGAUUAUGGGGAAGAGGUUGUCGUUGAAUAUUCGAGAACACCAGACUCGUACGAAAGAAACUCCUUUAGCGUUAUGACACCUGUAACGCCUCAAAGGUACGAGCCACAGCAUGUGAUAAAUCACACUGCUUCUCCAGGAACGAUGCUACACGAAGACAAUUCCGUGGAGUAUCACUCGCCAGUCUACUGCUACGAGACCCCACCUCAAGAACAGAAGUUCCAAAUUCUCCAGAGUGGAAAACCGAUGCAAAUGAUCGUCGAGCAACGAAGGAAUUGUUGGGAACCUGUUACAUCUGCACAAAAACAAGUGUCACCUACCAACAGUCCUCGAAGAGGAAGACGUCGCUCCAGAGACAUACCGCCAUCGCCAAGUGUACUAAAACGUCGACGCUUAGCCGCGAAUGCACGUGAAAGACGUCGAAUGAACGGUUUGAACGACGCUUUCGAUAAGCUACGUGAAGUUGUACCGAGUCUCGGGGCAGACCACAAGCUUAGUAAGUUCGAGACGCUGCAGAUGGCGCAGACGUACAUCGCGGCGUUAUGCGAUCUGCUUGAGAGACAUGAUGGGAAGUGGCAGUAA